Acanthosepion pharaonis is the source of this 459-nucleotide messenger RNA. The record is from the annotation of a GenBank genome assembly. Lineage: Eukaryota; Metazoa; Mollusca; Cephalopoda; Sepiida; Sepiidae.
AUGGUGAAAUCUAUAAAUGGUGAAUUACAUUUACGUAUAUCCAAAUAUUUUCACAACAAAAUCAGCAUCCAUUUUAAAAAUGUAAUUAAAAUCCAAAACUAUUUUUUUCCUUUUUUUUUUUUUCCUUUUUUCCUUUUUUCUUUUUUCUUUUCUUUCCUUUUUUUUAUUUUUUUCCUUUUUCAUUUUUUUCACUUUUUUCUUUUUUUACUUUUUUGCCUUUUUUUUUUUUUUCCGUUUUUCUUUUUUUUGCCUUUUUCCUUUUUUAUUUUUUCCUUUUUUUUCCUUUUUUUCCUUUUUUCUUUUUACCCUUUUUUCUUUUUUUACCUUUUUUCUUUUUGUUUUUUUUUUCCUUUUUUCUUUUUUUCUUUUUCUCCAUUUUUCUUUUUUGUUUAUUUUUUUCAUUUUUCCUUUUUUCCUGUUUUUUUCCUUUUUAGAAAGAAACCAAUAUAUAAAUUAUAA